Messenger RNA from Cokeromyces recurvatus, 1047 nucleotides. RefSeq lists its product as uncharacterized. The coding region runs from base 400 to 813 and encodes 137 amino acids. NCBI's taxonomy places the organism in Eukaryota, Fungi, Mucoromycota, Mucoromycetes, Mucorales, Mucoraceae. The transcript has 3 exons. The record is from RefSeq and is a predicted model, not a curated record.
AUUUUUCAUAAUGAAGUCAUUGACGUUGUUCCUAUACUUUUUAUUAUCAUUAGUAUGAACAGUAUUUAAUACGAGUGAAAGAGAAAUAGAAAAGCGAUAUAAAGCCAAGUCGAUAUCGAUAAACAAUCCGCUUUAUAAGUAAUAAUUAUUUUAUUUUGAUCUUUAGCAGUAUCUAGUAUAAUAUAAAGAAAAUCAUACUAUUUAUUACUUUAUGGGUUUCAAAACUAUGCAUAACUAGUCUUGUUGUAGUAAUAAUAACAAGUAGUAAUAGUCAUAGUCAUAGUCAUAAUAAGGGCUAUACUUUAUAUAUAUUUCUAUAUUACCCUUUUCCUUUUUAUUUUCUUUUUCUUUCUUUUAUUUAAAUAAUAAUUUCCCUUUUCAACUUUUUUAAAAAGAAAAAUGCAACAAAAUAAUCUGCAAACACCACCACCACCACCAACUUAUCAACAAUCUCUUAAACCUGGACAAACCUAUUAUGAACCUCCACCAGUAAAUAAUAACUAUGCACCUCCACCUCCAGCAACAGCAGCAGCACCACCACCAUCAUCUCAGCCUCAAAAUAUGGGGCAAAGAUUUACACAAUUCUAUGCACCUCCUCAGAAUAGAUCUUUGGGUUUAAAAAGAAGACUUUGCUCUUUCAUCCUGUGUUGUAUUAUCAUAGGUCUUACAAUAGGAUUAGCAACAGGUUUAACAAGAAGAACAUACUAUCAUAAUUCACAUAGAGGAUGUAAUUGCCGUGUAAAUUCUGAUUGCACCAAUGUAUAUGGGCCCGGAACAUAUUGUUAUUCAAACUGUCAAUGUGCACGACGUUAAUCGUUAUUAUUAUUAUUAUUAUUACGUGUAUAUAUUAUAUUAUUUCAACAGAUCAUAAUUCCUUUGUUACUAUUACUACUAUUACUAUUAUUAUUGCUUUGUAUAAAAAAAAAUAUGAACAAAGAUAAAAUAAGAUGAUUAAAAUUUAUCAUACUAUUUUACUAUGACUAUAGUAAUGAUAGUCAUAGUAGUAGUAAAUUUAAUAUAACAAAUAAUAAUUAUCAUGAUAAAUUA